UUGUUUCAGUCCUGUAAUCAGUAAAUUUUACUUAUAAAAUGGAUAUUAUUAGCUAAUAUGUUUUAACAAUCUGCUUCAUAUAUGACUGUAUGAUGGAUCCAUUGGGUGCGAUAUGCGGGACUCGAGAUUGUGUGGUCAUUGACGAUUUAGUGUCUUGGCAAAAGACUUGUGAGAGUUUACAUGGAGUUGAUGAUGCUACGUCUGUGGACACUGAAAAUACAGACAAUUUAAAGUUGGAAUAUCAUUUUCGAGAGGAUAUAAAUUCAAAAAUAUUUCUUUGGAAUGGAGAUAUAACAAAGGUAGCAGUACAAGCAUUGAUUCUUCCAGUUUACGAAGUUUUAAGCAAAUCUUCUCCACUUUCGCAAAAUCUUCAUUAUUCUGCUGGUCCAAGACUAAUUGCAGAUGUGCGUAAAAUUAUCGGGCUUCGAACUAGUGAAGUUCGUGUUUUGCCUGGAUAUAAUUUACCAACGAGAUAUGCAAUUCAUACUGUGGAACCAAGGUAUAAUCCAAAGUUUUAUUCAGCGGCUGAUACAGCAUUACAUAUUUGUUAUAGAACAGCCUUGCAGGUUUGCGCUGAAAGGGGGCUUCGUACUGUUGCAAUUUCACCCUUGCAUAUAACAAGGAAGGGUUUUCCUCUUGUAACAGGAAGUCAUAUUGCUUUGCGGACAAUUCGGAAAUGUAUCGAAAUGUUGGGUACAAAAUUUGAUGCCGUUAUCAUAGUAACAGACCCAACAGUAGUAGAUUCCUACUCAAAGCUAUUUCCAACAUAUUUUCCGAGAUCUGUAAAUGAGGCGCAUGCAGAAUUAAAAAAUGUACCCAACAACGUUUUUUGCAACGAGUGGGGGGAACUAUUUCAAGAGGAACGAGCUAUUCGGAUCGCUGAUAUAUCGGAAAUAGAACCUGAGGAAAAUAAAGAUAUCUUGCAUGAUUCAGACGUUGAUGACAACAUUAAAAAUAAUUCUGAAAUUGUAAUCGACGAAAGAGUGACUCAACAUUCUUUCGCUCAAAUGUCAGGCGACCAUGACGGAAAACGUCGAUUCAUGAUGCUAUACAGUAUGCAGAGACAGACGCUGCAAUCCCAGGAAAGGAUUUACCAAAGGCUGUUACGAAUUUCUAGAAAUGAGAAUUUUUCAAAAUUUUCUUCACUUGGUGCAAUUAAAAUUUCUGGAAGAGAUGUAAACGGCAAUAUUGUUAUUUCAAUAAUUGGAAAACACCUCAAUUUUUAUGAGAUUGAUUUAGAAAAGUUUCUUUUAUACCUCAUUUUGACCUUUGACCCUAUCGUGAACAAUCCAUACACUGUUGUGUACUUUCACACGCAGACGCUAGAGUUCAAUCGACCUACUUCAGAAUAUUUGAAGAAAUUAUACAAUACUUUUGAUUAUCGCUAUAAAUCGAAUCUUUCUAGAUUAUGUAUGGUCCAUACCAACACGAUGAUGAAAAUUACAACUUGGAUUUUUGCGUCAUUUUCCGUCAGUGACCUCAAAAGUCGGAUUAUGAAUAUUCGAUCAGUGCCGGAAUUGUAUAAAAUCGUCCCACCGAAUCAAAUUGAUGUUCCCCCGUUUGUGUUGACCUAUGAUAUGAAAACGAAUCCUCAAGCCUACAGUUCUUCUCCUACGAGAAGUCCAACAAAUUCAUUGGGACAAAGGAAUGCAAAACCUACUAGAGUGUCAGACUUCAACCAAGUUGCCCAUGGAACACUCUGACUUUAUUUUCACGAAGGGCUGUUAACUUUGUUACAUGAGUUAGUUAGGCCAGUGGUUCUCAAACUUCCUUAAUACAUGUCCCCUUCCCAAAGACUAUCAACACUUCAUGGCUUCCCUGCUCUUUUCAGUAUAAAACUAGUUUAUUUUUAACAGGUUUUAUCAGUUAUUCUCUUCAUCAUGUUCAAUAAAGCCAACUAAUGAAAGCAAAGUAAUAAAUGCGUUUCGUUCAAAGAUUUAAACAAUCACAGUUUAUUUUCUAUGUAUUAAUGUGGCGAAUGCUACCUAAUGAAAGUCUUUGCUUUGGUCUUCAUAGUACUUCUUCAUGUAGGACUGUAAGGGUCCAAUUUGAGUUUGGCCUAUGUGUUAUUUUGCUAAAUCAAAUCACUGUUUUUUUGGGGAGAAAAAUCACUUAUUAUUCUUCAAAUACUGGCCCCCCAAUCUGAUUUCCAUGAAGUAUAAUUUCUCAGCCAUACAAUUGACAGCAACCAUUUUGUUAUCUUUUUUUAUCCUUGGUGCAUUUUCAUUGCAAUUGACUUGAGAUUUUUCCUAAAUUUACAAGUUUUUUUGUUUCUAUACUAUUUUUCUAUCAAUGGGAUUACGAUUAUGUUGCAUGGACAUAUCUUAAGUUUAGUAUAUCUUAUCCAAACUUGAAAGAAAACAUGACGAAAAAUAACAGCAUUCUGUACUUGUAAAUUAUAUUUGGUUUUUCUGGCCAGUCAUGCACCAUUGCUUUUUAGUAGGCUGUUAGAGAAAAUGCAAUAGUUAGUAAAUCAAGCCAGACUUCAGCUCCCCCACAAAUGUUUUUAGUUUUAAUCAACUGGAAAUAUUACAUUCUUUCAUUUAAAUAAGUCGUUCCCAACCUUGUUUGUUAAACUAGCAAUAUAGGGUGUUCAUAAAGUCUUCUGACAUUUUUCAAAAUUGCAAAGGGAAUUUAUCGAUACCAUGUAUUGUUUUGGCCCUCACAGAUGUAUUAAAUGAAGUAAAAAUACUUGAACAAUUAAUGAUUAACAUACAAACAAUUUUGGUUAAGAUAUAUUGAGAACUGACUUCAUUACAGAAUUGAAAAUUGUAAAGGGAAUUUAUGGACAACCUGUACUGCAGCACAUACAAAUUCUUCCCUAAAAAAGACAAAAUUUCUCACAGGGUGGAAAUUGAAGUAUUUCUGCAUAUUGUUUCAGUUUGAUAGGAGAAGUAUAAAACCUCAUAAUUAUGAUUAUUUUUUUCAAAUUGAGCAAAUCUUGGAUUGAAAUAAGAUAGAGCAACUGAAUAAUAGUUCAACCCAACUUUUUCAUAUGUUUGUUUAAUGCAAGGUCACAAGUCUAACAGGAAAGUAACCAAACCUGAUAUUUUGUGUGAAUCGAUGUCCCCAAAUAUUUCUAAAAAAUUUUAUGUUGAUCCAUAUUUUUUGUGUCAAAUUAUAGUCAUAUUAAUUAUCAUUGUUGCAUCAUGAAUUGUUUCAUUAUGAGCUGUGAACUUCAUACGUAUCCAAUUAUUGUGCAAUAUUAUAUUAUAUCAUGUUGGGUUCUGUAGUUUAUACGUACUACACUCCUUUUUAUCUGUGUUUGAGCAGUAUUUGAAUAUUUAUAUUCAUAUCUAUAUUUGCUUAACUGUAAUGCAGUGGUUUCCAAAUUGCGGCUUAAUUAA
Messenger RNA from Styela clava, 3347 nucleotides. RefSeq names its product ganglioside-induced differentiation-associated protein 2-like. NCBI's taxonomy places the organism in Eukaryota, Metazoa, Chordata, Ascidiacea, Stolidobranchia, Styelidae. The record is from RefSeq and is a predicted model, not a curated record.